AACUCUCUUUCUCUGUACAUGUUCUUAUCAAGAUCAACACGCUUCCUAAUUCCUACCAACUCUGCUUUCUCCUCCUUCUUCUUUUUGAUUCACUCAGAUCUGCCUUCAAUUCUCUCUAAAACCGUCAUUGCCUUCUGGUUUUUCGGAUUCUGAUCCUAUUUGAUGUUCAUUUCCUUAGACUGAUUUUUGUUAAUACAGAGAAAUAAAGGCAUUUCGAUAAGCAAUCAUGGCUACAGCCAAGACGGCUCGCUCCAGGGGGACGCCGGUGAAGGAGAACGGCGUCGUCAAAAUUGAGGAGGGUCUCAAUGUGUUCAAGUCUGAUAAGUUCGAUGCAGAUUCUUUUGUACAGUCCAAGUGCUCUCUCAACGAGAAGGAAAUAAGGCAGCUAUGUUCGUCUCUUUCGGAUUUGAAGAAAGCUUCGGCUGAAGAGAUGCGUAGAAGUGUAUACGCAAAUUAUACAGCCUUCAUACGCACAUCAAAAGAGAUAUCAGAUCUAGAAGGGGAACUUUUUUCCAUCAGAAACCUGUUAUCUACUCAGGCCACUUUGAUUCAUGGUCUAGCGGAGGGAGUUCACCUAGAUUCAUUUUCUGUGAAAGUUUCUGAAGGCUCUACUACAAAUAGUUUAGUAAGUUUUGAAGAUAGAGAACUUUCAGAUCUGGAGAAGUGGUCAAUUGAGUUUCCUGAUCUCCUUGAUAUUUUGUUAGCUGAGAAGAGGGUGGAUGAAGCUCUUGCUACCCUUGAUGAAGGAGAACGUGUGGCUUCUGUAGGGAAGGAAAUGAAAACAAUAAGCUCUUCUGUGCUUAAGUUUUUAGAGACUGCUAUAGUGGAACGCCGGCAAAGGUUAGCUGAUCAGCUUGCUGAAGCUGCUUGUCAACCUUCUACUCGUGGUGUUGAACUUCGUGCUGCUAUAUCUGCUCUUAAAAAGCUUGGAGAUGGUCCUCGUGCUCAUAAUUUGCUUCUCAAUGCACAUCUCCAAAGAUAUCAGUAUAACAUGCAAAGCCUUCGUCCAUCAAGCACCUCAUAUGGAGGAGCAUAUACAGCUGCCCUCUCGCAGCUUGUUUUCUCUGCAAUUGCUCAAGCUGCCAGUGAUGCAUUAGCUAUUUUUGGUAAUGAGCCAGCUUUUACUUCUGAGCUUGUGAUGUGGGCUACAAGGCAAACUGAAGAUUUUGCCCUUCUUGUUAAAAGACAUGCAUUAGCCUCUUCAGCGGCUGCUGGAGGUUUAAGAGCUGCAGCAGAGUGUGUACAGAUAGCUUUAGGUCAUUGUUCUUUGUUGGAAGCUCGUGGAUUGACGCUAUGUCCUGUGCUCUUGAAACUCUUCAGGCCUAGCGUUGAACAAGCGCUUGAUGCCAAUCUUAAACGUAUUGAGGAGAGCACCGCUGCUUUGGCUGCUGCUGAUGAUUGGGUACUCACUUACCCUCCUGCUGUAAGUCGCCACGGUGGGAGGUCUUUGGGUACAACUACUGGUAGUGCAACAGCAUUUCAACAUAAACUUACAAGCAGUGCUCAUCGAUUCAAUCUGAUGGUCCAGGACUUCUUUGAGGAUGUAGGGCCACUUUUAAGCAUGCAGUUGGGAGGUCAAACUUUGGAAGGUUUGUUCCAAGUGUUUAACUCAUAUGUCAACUUGCUCAUAAAAGCAUUACCAGGCUCUAUGGAAGAAGAAGCAAAUUUUGAAGGUUCUAGAAAUAAAAUUGUGCGGAUGGCUGAGUUUGAAGCGCAACAGAUUGCAUUACUGGCAAAUGCAUCUUUGUUAGCAGAUGAACUACUACCACGUGCAGCCAUGAAGCUCUCUCCUGUAAAUCAGGCUAACUACAAGGAUGACCUCCGUAGAAGGCCUCUAGAUAGGCAAAACCGUCAUCCUGAGCAACGAGAAUGGAGGCGGCGGCUUGUGAGCUCUGUUGACCGAUUAAAAGAUACAUUUUGUCGACAGCAUGCCCUAGAUCUCAUUUUUACUGAAGACGGUGAUAGCCAUCUUACGGCAGAUAUGUAUAUCAACUUGGACGGUAAUGGUGAUGAGUUGGAAGGGCUUCCGUCUCCAAUAUUUCAGGAACUUUAUAUGAAACUGCACAGGAUGGCCUCUAUAGCAGCUGAGAUGUUCAUAGGAAGAGAAAGAUUCGCCACAUUGCUAUUGAUGAGGCUUACAGAAACCGUCAUCCUAUGGCUUUCGGAGGAUCAAAGCUUUUGGGAUGAUAUUGAGGAAGGGCCAAAGCCUUUAGGGCCCUUGGGUCUACAACAGUUCUACUUGGAUAUGAAGUUCGUCAUGUGCUUUGCUUCGCAAGGUCGCUACUUAUCAAGAAAUUUGCAGAGAGUUGUGAAUGAGAUCAUUUCUAAAGCCAUGGAAGCAUUUGCAGCUACAGGGAUGGAUCCAAAUAGUGUAUUGCCAGAAGAUGAUUGGUUUAAUGAAAUUUGUCAAGAAGCAAUGGAAAGACUGGGCGGGAAGAAAGCUAUAAAUGGGGAUCGGGACCUUAACAGCCCGACUGCCUCCGUCUCAGCACAAUCAGUUUCAUCCGUCAGAUCUCUUGGAAGUUCCUAACCAAUAUUUUCUUCUCUUUGUAGACUAAGACAGCGAACAGACACAUGACUCUGCUACCAGGUUCUUGUAUUCAUGUUAGAGUUCCCCAACCGUUCUCUUUUUCUUUUGUUUUACUAUUGGGUUGGAAUUGCUGCUUCCUUUUUUCCGAUUGUAUUUUAGUGCUUUACCCAUUUUUUCAAUGGAGGUCAGAAGUCAACUGCAAAUACUUUGAUUCUGUAAAUGUUGAUUGCUUUAUUUGAUCCUGAAUAGAAUGUGUAUUAUUCUUUGACAAACUUGAGCGGAGUUCUUCGUUCUUCUAUAUGCACUAUCGGUGAUUGAUCGUGAAA
Tripterygium wilfordii is the source of this 2856-nucleotide messenger RNA. Its product is annotated as exocyst complex component EXO84B-like. Gene Ontology annotation, cellular component: exocyst. Bases 227 to 2530 code for a protein of 767 amino acids. The transcript has 7 exons. Gene Ontology annotation, biological process: Golgi to plasma membrane transport; intracellular protein localization; exocytosis. NCBI's taxonomy places the organism in Eukaryota, Viridiplantae, Streptophyta, Magnoliopsida, Celastrales, Celastraceae. The record is from RefSeq and is a predicted model, not a curated record.